AUGAGUCUUGGUGACUUAAUCCCCCAGCUAGCGGGUCUCACAUCGAACCCGCCCGGUCAGCUACCCGUGGAACUCGGCGGGCAAAACUUCACUCAUUGCUGUCUCCUCGCCCUCAACGACUCGCUAACCAUCCGCUCCGACGGGAAUUUAUCCUAUGCGCCAACCUCCUUCAUAGCUUCGGGGGUCCCUAUCGCAGACUUCGAAGGCGCAAUAGAGGCCGGCCAGUUCCCGUGCGGCGCGACCUUCGAUGGGGAUCUAGGCGGAGCGCCUGUGGUGAGCGUGCCAUACGGAUGGUGCUCGGCGCAGUGUCCCGGGUGGGAGGUCUCGCGGCGGGAUGCAAUGCAGCAGUGGAUCGGGCCCUUGGUGCAGUUCAUCGUGCCGAGCCUCGCCUUCUGCAGCAACGUGCCCCGCACGCGGAAGCUGCGCAUCCCCGAUAUCGUUUUUAAGGCGCACCCGCGCACGGUCGUCGGCCUGCUCACGUACUGGAUCAGGCUGCUCGGCGCUCUCGUGCUCAUGACCAUCGAUACCGUGGUCUGGCUCGCCAUCUGCUUCGCAUUCGCGGGCCCUAUGCUGUUGAGCGCGGUCUACGAAUAUGCACUUGACAGAAAAGUUCUCGAGUUCUUGGCUCCGCCGAAUCAAAAGCCACUUGAUAUACCGGUACGACUGAGAGCACAGUUGUUGCUGGCUGUCGUCAUUGGAAACCUCCGCAUGGCUACUCUCGAGAUGGAAGAUGCAGAGAGUGUUGAAACUGAGAGUAGCAUGAGCUCUAGCAACCUGAAGGAGAACAAAACUGGCAAGGGUCGUGCUAGAUGUAGGAUGGUGCAUAACAGCAUUUGGAAGAGAGUCAUGACAAUGGUGGAUGAGCACGAGGGGGAUAUAGAAGUUGGGAACCAACGUGAUGGUGUUGUAUCGUUGUCGACCAAGCUGAAAGCAUUGCUCAACUCACAAACUAGUUUUGGUUCGACAAUAGGGGCUCCAAUCCUGUUCUUCGUCGGCAGCUUCAUUUAUACCGUAUUGGACGCCGAUAGCAACCUAGGCGAUAAUGACACUGCCCAUGCUCUUGCCUUUGGCCUAUGGUGGAUGGUGAUCCCCUAUCUAGCUAUGAUAUCUUGUGCGAUGCUAGCACCCAACAGUCCCAGUACACUACACGGCAUCGUGUGUGAUGGCGGUAACUCUGUCCGAAUGGACAAAUACGAAUUGAGCUUCUGGAAGCAACAUUGGAUGAAAAUCAAAGGCUACAAGGGCCUCAGAUUCAUCGUUACACAACUUGAAGGUUAUAGCCCAAUGGAAACUCCCUUUGAAGGGCGAUUUCGUACCGUUAAGCUGUGGAAGCGUGGCCUCAAUAAGCGUCAAUGGGUCCAGGAGGCGAUUAACGAUUAUCUCGUCCCAAAUAACUGCCGAGAGGGAGAGGGAUCGGACCGGAUACCGGAAGCCGAGCUGCGCAGACACCUUACGCUGAACUGCCUAGAUUGCUCCUAUGUCCUAAUUGUGUCUUUAUUUGCAGUGCUGACACCCAGCGCACUCGCAUUUCUCACUUCUUAUACCACGCCCCAGGCUGGGCUUUCAUGCCGUAGUUUGACAUAUUUGAUCUACGCCAUUAGCCAGGCAUGCGAGAUGGCCCUAUGGACAUUCGCCGCUAGGCUUAGGAUCCGGUAUGGCACGCUCUGGUCGGAGGUGAACCCCAUCGUGAAAAGGAUCUGCUGGUGGGGUCAGGUAUUCGUAGGGUUUUUCGCCAUAUUUGCCGCUGUGGGUGGCACUCUUAUGCAACUCGUGGGGGUGUACCGUAGUUGCGCUUGCCAGGUACCAGCCGCGCAUUGGCCACGACUAAGCGAUUCGGUAUAUGUAGUGCUGAGCGAUAAUACUGCCGCGGAUAUAGACGCUGCGAAGCGCUGGUGGAAAAUUACUGGUAGUACGGGUGUAGGCAUCGCUGCACUGGUGUGUGCGUUGGCGUGGUGGCAUCAACGGCGACUGCGGAGGGUAUUUCGCGACGAAGCUGACAAAUUGGCUAAUGAGAAUAUGCAGUGCCAUGCUGCGGAAGUCCAUCGCAGUCUCUGUUCAAACCUGGCCACCCCUUUUCGCGACAUUGAGACCAUAUGA
Messenger RNA from Hypoxylon fragiforme, 2097 nucleotides. RefSeq lists its product as uncharacterized. The transcript has 6 exons. The coding region runs from base 1 to 2097 and encodes 698 amino acids. The record is from RefSeq and is a predicted model, not a curated record. Lineage: Eukaryota; Fungi; Ascomycota; Sordariomycetes; Xylariales; Hypoxylaceae.